GGGUGUGUGUCCUCAGGGUGGAGAGGUGCAGGGAGGGGUCUGGGACAGAGACAGACAUGAGGACAGGAUGGGGUCAGAAAAGACAACUCAGACCCCACCCCCACCCCAUCCCCCCGUGCUGCUGACCACGUCCCCAUGUGCCACAUCUCUGCAGUUCUCAGCCCCUCCGGGUACAGUGACCCCCACACACACCCCCUUGGCAGCUGUGCCAGCACCUCACCUCUCAGUGCUCCUACAUCCAACCCAGACAGAGCGGGGACAGAGAUGGGAACAGUGGCUGUGGGGUGGGGGGCACGGCAGAGGCAGAGAGGAUGGGUGAGGGGACGUGGGGAGGAAAGAGAGCUGGUGUGAACAGGAAGGGGACAGCGGCAGUGAGGACAGGAUGGGGACAUGUGUGGGCAGUGGCUGUGGCCAAGCAGAACACACAAGCAGGACAGAGGGCGUCCCAGCGUCCCCAUCAACAGCAACGGGGCCGUGGUGGCACUGGGGGACCUCGGGAAGAGCCACGUGCCCGGCCAUCAUCCCCCAGAGCCUCGUGGUGACCCCAGUGCUGCUCCCAGCAGUGGGAGCCCUGCGGGUGAGCCAGGAGCCGGCCGAGCUGCAGGUGACAGCGGGAACCAACGUGUCCCUGCGGUGCCAGCUGGUGACAGCAGAGCCGUGGUCCAUGGCCCGCAUCACAUGGCUGAAGGACGGGGAGCACGAGGUGCUGUGCAGCACCCGCCUGCAUCCCAAAGCCGCUGUCUUGCCCUGUGCCACCCCCCGCCUCCACCUCGCAUGGAGCCCACCCCACGCCAAGCUCAGCCUCCAUGGGGCACAGGAGGGCGAUGCAGGAUGCUAUGUCUGCUGCUUCACCAUUGAGAAGCCCUACCUCAACACCACCACUGGGAAUGGCACGCUGCUCCACGUCAGCGCAGGAGCUGAUGGAGUGCACGGGGCAGAGCUGGUGUGGAAGCUGUGGGGGGCUGCGGGGGGCACCUUGCUGCUCAUCGGGCUGAUCUCCCUCGGCUGCUGGUGCUGCAGGAGGAAGGCAGACACCUCAGACAUCUAUGUGAACAUCAUGCCCCGCCAGACCCCGAGGAACAAGAGCCCCCAGGGAGCAGCUGCUGGAGGACAGCGCGUACAAGGGGGGCUGGACCGAGCGUGGAAUCCCCCCAGCCCUAAGAGGUGGCCCCCCCGUGCCCCACAGCCCCCAGUAUCAGCAAGGAUAGGGUGUGAGUGAUGCGCUCUGCUCUGCUUCACACAGGAAGAGCCCCCACUGGGUUGCAGCAUCCUGCCACCUCGCUUCCUGUCUUCUUGUGGCGCCUUCCUGCCCCCCUGCAUCCACCCCUGGGGGCAACCGCUGUCCCUGGGACCCUGAGCAGGGGCAGCCCUGGGGCUGGGGGGCACAGCACGGCCCCAUGGCCCCCUGAGUUACAGUGAAGCUGCCGUGCCGUCCUGUGUCCUCAUUUCCCUUUACACGCAGUGCCUGCAGAAGGGCUCAGCCCGAUCCUGGGGGGCACUGCUGUCAGCCCCCCUGCAGAGCAUGGGGCAGUGGGGGGCCAAGGGUGGUUCUAACCCCAGU
This is a messenger RNA of Meleagris gallopavo (turkey), 1561 nucleotides long. It is a transcript of the gene TMIGD2, whose product is annotated as transmembrane and immunoglobulin domain containing 2. Gene Ontology annotation, biological process: B cell receptor signaling pathway; B cell differentiation. Gene Ontology annotation, cellular component: B cell receptor complex; external side of plasma membrane. NCBI's taxonomy places the organism in Eukaryota, Metazoa, Chordata, Aves, Galliformes, Phasianidae. The record is from RefSeq and is a predicted model, not a curated record.